AUGAACGCCCUGGUGACGUUAUUGAGACUGAAACACCAGUACUCGCUUGUUCCGAAUGAGUUAGCCAUUCAAACACGUAGGUAUGGGACAUUCGCCCUGCCGGUCGAUGAGGAGUCGGUGCACCCUCCAGAAAGCAUUGAGGCAGCUGGAGACAAAGAAGCCGGUGGGGAAACUCAUGGCCUGCGCCGCCCCGAUAGUGACAACAAUUGCAGGUGCUUCCCAGCAGGGAUGCGGUCAGUUGCCAACCGCAAUUUCUAUGACGGUUGCAGUGACCAUGACGACUAUGGUGACGAGGGUGAUUGUGAUGCUGGAAUUGAUUCGUCUGCUCCUAUACAGGAGAGUUGUGUGUUUUGUGGGCCCCACUCACGGCACCUUAGUCAUGAGGCUCUGCGGCGGAAGUAUCAGUGCGAGGAUGGGGCUUCCUUCUUCCCGCUGGUGAGAGACCUGCGCGCACUGUGCAUGCGGCGACGCACCGAACAGGCGGUGGCGUGGCGCUGUGUGGGGGCUGUGCGCGUCACGCGCAAUGGGGGAGGCGACCACGAUGGCGGGGAACGAGGUUCUCGAGAGUUGCAACACGUGAGCAUUACGAUGGGGCACACAAGUUACCGAACCUAUGCCCGACUAUGGGAGCGCGUUGUAGCUCUUGGGUGUGGAUUGCGGGCAUUGGGGCUCUCGCCCGGAGCAAUGGUUGGUAUCUGCGGGGGCACCCGCUGGGAGUGGCUGGCCACUUGCUACGCUGUCUGGUCGCAGCGCUUCGUAUGUGUUCUUUUUGACGGUGACAAGGUAACUGCAGAGCAGGUUGCGGCGGAGAUCAAAUUGUCUGUCGUAGUGUGCACGCGAAGCCUCCUACCGCAGCUUCAUGCCAUUUUUGCUGCGAGGAGAGCAACUCAUAUGCCUGCCUUUGUGGUCGUCAAUGCCGGGGGACCUCCGGACAUGGAGGAGGCAAUGUCCUCCUGCGCGGCAGCGCAGUGGAGCAAGACGAUGGAGGUGCAUGACGCCGUGGUGCACACUUGGGCUGAAGUGCUGAAGAUUGGCAGGGCUGAGUGGGAGCGAUGCCUUGCGGUUCGCGAGGCCUGUCGCAAGCUGCAAGAGAGACACAAGGCGGAGUCCGAUCGUCUUCACGCAAACGGCGGUGAGGAUGCCGUGGCGCCAUUCGCCCCAUCUUCACCGCCAUUGGGGCGGGAUCACAGUCACAGUGCCAGCAGCACGGCUCACUUCUCGAGUGCGCCGCUGGAAAGGCAGCGCGCAUCAUGUGGUGGGGUCUCAAUUUUCCCGCGGAGGACUGACAGCGGCGGGGCAUCGUGCAACCGAAGUUUGAGUUCUACCGCAGGAGGCGAUGUGACUGGCGGCCCUGACCCCUGCACAGGCGAUGACGACGACGACGGUGAGGACGAUGAGGACGUGGAGGCGGAGAUGCGGAGCUGUGCGGUGUUGAACUUCCCAACCGGGCCGACGGAGUUGGCUGUGGUGAUCUACAAUGCCGGUGACUCAAAAGGGGUCAUGCUGUCGCACGGGGCACUUAAGGCCGCGGUCACGGCGUAUCAGGAACGCCUUAACAUCACCAAGUUUGAUGCGGACUUCUCAGCCGUGGCCGCCCACCUGAGCCAGGAAGAAGGUGGUUCUACGCGCAGUGAUGAGGAACAGCAGCGCCCUUGCUAUCUCGGUUAUUUGCCCUUUGCUCUUAUUAUGGAGUUUGUCGCCGAGAAUGUGUUUCUGCACCGCGGCUAUCUCAUCUGCUACGGCACGCCGUUCACGCUGUACCAGCGGCAGGGAACCGUGUCCGUGUUGCCACACGGUGACCUGUGCGAGUUCAAACCGUUGGUGCUCGUUAGUGUGCCGUAUGUCCUCAAUGAGCUGCGACAGUGCUUGGAUCGCACCCUGCCAUCAAAGGGGUUUCUUUGCACGAUUUUUCGUGUUGCCUUUGAGGAGCGUCGCCGCGCCAUUCGAUGCUGCUUAGAUACGCCCUUUCUGAAUAAUACCGUGUUCUGCACGCCACGUAAGGUGCUUGGUGGUCGUUGUCGCGCCGUCAUCUCUGCUGCCGCUCCCUUGUCUGCGGACACACAAGAGUUUCUGGAGGUUGUCUGCGGCGUAUCUGUGUUGCAGCAGUACGGCCUGACAGAAAGCGGUGGGUGUGGCACGCUGCAGUACUUGUGGGACACCCAACGCGACUGCGUUGGUGGUCUGUUAGAUGCAGUGGAGUUGAAGCUACGUGACGUGGGACCGUGGCGGCACAGCAACGCAUGCCCGAGUGGUGAGGUGCUCUUGCGUGGGCCGACGCUGAUGUCUGGGUAUUACGCACGCCCGGCGGAAACAUCUCGCGCGUUGGAUGGCGAUGGCUGGCUGCACACCGGGGACGUCGUGGAGCUGCAGUGCAACGGUUCUCUUCGUGUCGUGGCAUCCGUCAAGAAUGUUGUGAAGAAUGGCCGCAGUUGCAUUGAUCUGGACGCCCUUGAGCGGAUCUAA
Trypanosoma rangeli is the source of this 2463-nucleotide messenger RNA. RefSeq names its product putative long-chain-fatty-acid-CoA ligase. Gene Ontology annotation, molecular function: long-chain fatty acid-CoA ligase activity. The record is from RefSeq and is a predicted model, not a curated record. The transcript has a single exon. NCBI's taxonomy places the organism in Eukaryota, Euglenozoa, Kinetoplastea, Trypanosomatida, Trypanosomatidae. Gene Ontology annotation, cellular component: membrane; endoplasmic reticulum. Bases 1 to 2463 code for a protein of 820 amino acids.